Messenger RNA from Ochotona curzoniae (black-lipped pika), 1155 nucleotides. It is a transcript of the gene STX19, whose product is annotated as syntaxin 19. Gene Ontology annotation, cellular component: SNARE complex; presynaptic active zone membrane; synaptic vesicle. The transcript is spliced from 2 exons. NCBI's taxonomy places the organism in Eukaryota, Metazoa, Chordata, Mammalia, Lagomorpha, Ochotonidae. Gene Ontology annotation, biological process: synaptic vesicle fusion to presynaptic active zone membrane; exocytosis; intracellular protein transport. Gene Ontology annotation, molecular function: SNARE binding; SNAP receptor activity. The record is from RefSeq and is a predicted model, not a curated record. The coding region runs from base 260 to 1144 and encodes 294 amino acids.
GUGUGAAGUAAGCAAUCUACUCUCAUUUUAUAUUAACAGAAAAAGUACAACUUUAUCUCUAACGUAUUUGACUUCUGUAUUUGGCUUUCAAUUAACUGUAUAAAAACCAACCAGAAAUUAGCCUGGGACUUGAAAGACAGGAAUUUAAUUUCAUCAAAAUAUUACUUGAGAUGAUUUCAACGUGUCUCAAAAGCUGAACUCCAUCAUCGCAGGUGAGAAAAACAACAAAAGGAACCAGCAAGAAAGGGGGAAAGGAAAGAUGAAAGAUCGACUCCAAGAGCUAAAGCAGAGAACAAAAGAAAUUGAACUUUCUAAAGAGAAUCAUGUGCCAACAGCAGAAGCAGAGGAACAAGGAGUAUUUCCGCAGCAAGCUGUUAUUUAUGAAAGAGAGCCUAUAGCUGAGAGACAACUACACGAGAUCCAAAAACUACAAGAAAGUAUUAACGAUUUAACAGAUGAUGUUCAAAAAUUUGGACAGCAACAGAAAAGUCUUGUGGCUUCAAUGAGGAGGUUUAGUCUACUUAAGAGAGAGUCUAGCAUCACAAAAGAGAUAAAAAUGCAAGCAGAACACAUUAACAGGGGCUUGGAUGCUUUAGUUAAAGAAGUCAGGAAGUCAGAGGCUGAAAACGGUCCAUCCUCUGUGGUCACAAGGAUACUUCAAUCUCAGCAUGCUGCAAUGUUCCGCCAUUUUCAACAAACCAUGCUUGUAUACAAUGACACAAUAACAGCAAAGCAAGAGAAGUGCAAGACAUUUAUUUUCCGUCAGCUUGAAGUUGCUGGAAAGGAGGUGCCUGAAGAAGAAGUUAAUGACAUGCUUCAACAAGGCAAAUGGGAAGUUUUUAGUGAAAGCAUACUUACUGAAAUCAAUAUAACUAAAGCCCAACUCUCAGAGAUUGAACAGAGACAUAAGGAACUUGUUAAUUUGGAGAACCAAAUAAAGGACUUAAGGGAUCUUUUCAUUCAGAUAUCUCUUUUAGUAGAAGAACAAGGAGAAAGCAUCAAUAAUAUUGAAAUGAUGGUGAACAGUACAAAAGAAUAUGUUAGCAACACUAGAGAUAAAUUUGGACUAGCUGUAAAAUACAAAAAAAGAAAUCCUUGCAGGAUAUUUUGUUGUUGGUGCUGUCCAUGCUGUAACUCAAAAUAAAGGAACUAUUU